AUGUUUCUCUCAGGUUCCGGCGUCGAAACACACGAUCGCCAUUCCUCCAAUCACUCAUCACCUCGCUCGCUUACCUCUCCUCGAUCCACAGUCUCCAACAACAAUAGCAACACCAACAUUACAACUCCGCAUCCUCCUCCUCUCUCGAACAUUCAACCAAACUCUUGCUCUGACAAACUUUACAAUCAAUAUACCACCAAAUGGAUCAAUCAAGCAGCCUUGAGUGGUAAUGAUAUUCUUGGUUCGAUUCUUGGCGGUGAUUCCGAACGAAUGAUGGAAUUUCGUCAAAACAUUCAACAUUUGACAUUUACAGAAAUUUAUGAAAAAAUUGAACGACAACAUGAAGAACAAAAAGAAUUAUUGAAAUUAUAUUGUCCUCGACUCUAUGAUGAAUUGAAAAUUACCAAUGAAAAAUUAUUUUCAAUUCUCGUUUGGAUUUUCACACAAAUUCCACUCACACAAAAAUAUUCAAAAAGUUUAAAGAAAAAUUUUGAAAAAGUGUUCACAGCGAAAACAUUUGUGUCACUUGUCACUUCACAACUACACAAAAUUUCAUUGCCUUAUUUUCCGAAUAUUAUUGCCACUCCCAAGAGCAAUGCAGACAUUUUAGACAAGUUGAAAAAUUUGUAUCGAAGUAUUAACAAUACUUUUGGUGAAACGAAUGGACUUCGAAUGAAUGGCACCACAACUUCCAUUUUGGCGCCCACGAGUUCUUCUUCUCAAAUCUCUGCCUCUCCUAGACAGCAGCAACAACAACAACUGGAUGAUAGCUUUUCAUUUAAGAAUGAUUGGACCAAAGUUCAAGCUGAAUUAUUAGGUCAAUUCUUUUUGGAAAUUGGUGUGAUUGAGAAUGUCAAACCUGAAAAGAAGAAGAAAUUUACAGAGAGAUCUCAUCGUUACAUGUUUAAUUCAGAAACGAUUGAGUAUUAUGCUGAAUUGUUGUUUGUGAGUGCCAUUACAAGUGUAGAACAGAGACAAGUGUUUGAACAUUGGAAAAUGCCAAAUGUCAAAAAUCCAUUUUCACAAUUUGCACAUGAUUUUUAUUCUCCAUUUUUGAAUGGUAUUUCAAGUGGAUCCAUGCAAUUAUUGACUGCAGGACAACUCAUUCAACAGACUUGUCUUCAAAGUAUCAUUCUUUCACAAGAAAAAGAUUUUGAACUCGUUCAAGCUCAUAUUAAGAAACUUCACGAAUCGGAUUCCAUGGAAUCGACCAAUGAUCAUUCCACCAAUUCCUCUCCACUCCAUCCACACGAACAACAAGAUUCAAUCUCACUCUCAACCAGUAGUGCCUAUGCUUUGGUAUUUCGAACAGAUUCUCCAACACACAAACGAUCAAAAUCCAAAGACAUGUCUCGAUUGGCUUCAAAUUCUGAUUCAUCUUUCAUCGAUCGAAGAUCUUUUAGAAUGAGUAAUGCUAAUGGAUUGAGUCUCAAACCACCAAUUGGUUGGGAAUCUCAAUCGAGCAUGUCACUUGGAGGUCAAGAAUUUAAAAAACGAUUUUUAAUAGAAAAUGGAAUUGGAGAUAUCGAAAUGCAAUCACCUCGUACCAAGUUUUAUGAACAACAUGGAAUUCGAGCAAAAGUUGAGAAUUUACAACAAGCUCUAAUGAUUCCUUCCGUGUUGGAAGAAUUUGCCAAGUUUUGUGUCACUAAUCACAUCGAAGAAAUUAUUAAUUGUUGGAAAAAUAUUCAAGCAUACAUGAAAAUGGAAUCUGCCAAAGAUCGAAAAGACAAGGCCGUCUAUAUUAUGAAUCAAUUCAUCGGUGAUUCUUCACAAACCUCAACACCCAUUAAUAUCGAUUCUGAAUCUCGAGAACAACUCCUCACAAGAAUUCAAAGCAAUUUGGAAAAUUUUGCAUUUUUCACAAAAGAUCUCUUCUCCAACAUCGAAUUAUUGCUAUUGAAUGAUCUCAAAGAACCUUUUAUGAAUUUUAAUCAAAAAAGAAAUCAAGAAAUUGAUUCAGAAAUUGAUCAAUUACAAGAAAAGCUUCGUUUAAAUGCCAUUCAAGAAGAAAAGACUUCCAAGAGCUUUUUGUCACAAGUGGUGAGUGCACUCAAAAAGAAGCCAACUAUUGCUUCGCCUACUCUAGUUGUGUCAAAUGGUGAUGAUUCAAUAAUGACCACCAAGUCACCAUCAUCAUCCUCUCAACAAUGGAACUCAAUGGCUUCCACUCGUUCACAAAAUAAUUCUCCUUUAUAUCCAGAAAUGGAGAAAUUACCACCUCAUCUCUAUAGUACCUUGACAGAUGUUCUUACCAAUAGAGAUGCAAUCAAACAGUUCAAGAUAUUCUGUACAUCGGAACAUUGUGAAGAAUAUAUUCUAUUUUAUGAAGCAGUUGAGGAUUUUAGAACAUUGCCUUCACAGCAUGAACGCAUUCAGAAGGCGAAGGAAAUAUUUGAAACAUUUAUUGAGAUACCUUUAAAACGAACAAGUUUGUUUGAGUCUCAAAUUCGUUACUAUACGAUUGGAUGUAGCACUGAUGAUAUUGACAGAAUCAGAAAGAAGGUCCUGAAUGAAGAUUUUUCAGUAGAAAUGUUUGAUGAUCUUUCGUUGGAUGUGCAAGAGCAAAUGAAGGAUGUAUUCGAAAGAUUUGCACAGGCUCAAAGAGAGUGGAAAGCUAAAAGAAUGCUUACUGGAAAAGAUUUAAUGUAA
This is a messenger RNA of Naegleria fowleri, 2652 nucleotides long. RefSeq lists its product as uncharacterized. NCBI's taxonomy places the organism in Eukaryota, Heterolobosea, Eutetramitea, Acrasida, Naegleriidae. The record is from RefSeq and is a predicted model, not a curated record. The coding region runs from base 1 to 2652 and encodes 883 amino acids. The transcript has a single exon.